This is a messenger RNA of Carassius auratus (goldfish), 5833 nucleotides long. RefSeq names its product homeobox protein SIX3. The record is from RefSeq and is a predicted model, not a curated record. Gene Ontology annotation, molecular function: DNA-binding transcription factor activity, RNA polymerase II-specific; RNA polymerase II cis-regulatory region sequence-specific DNA binding. Gene Ontology annotation, biological process: eye development; brain development; regulation of transcription by RNA polymerase II. NCBI's taxonomy places the organism in Eukaryota, Metazoa, Chordata, Actinopteri, Cypriniformes, Cyprinidae. The transcript is spliced from 2 exons. The coding region runs from base 4485 to 5369 and encodes 294 amino acids. Gene Ontology annotation, cellular component: transcription regulator complex; nucleus.
UUUGUUAAUGUAGGGCACUGCAAAAUCAAAUCAAAAUCAAACACCUUAUAUACACAUAAAUGCCUCACAUCAAUAAGGCUAAAGUAUAACUUAUAAGGAACAUAUCUGACCAUACUCUUUAUAUAGGCGAGCUUUUAUUUAUUAAAUUUAAAUGUAUUUAUCUUUUAUUAUUAUUAUUAUUAUUAUUAUUAUUAUUUUAACAACAGAUUGUCAAGAAUACAUUCAGGUUGAUGUAAAAAGAAAACCAGCCCAUACAGUUGUCAUACUGUAAACAUUCUUUAUAAUCUUCAUCACCAUUAUUUAAAUUAUUAUUAUUUUGAGUAACUUGUUGAGUAACUGGCCCUUAGGGUAAGUUAUUUAUUUUUCAUUGGCUCAAGUUAAAAAUAUAGAUGUGAAUCAUUAUCCUUUUUUAAAAAAACAUUUUUCUAUAUGUCAAAUCAGUGGAAAUAUAGAUUGUGGUGGUUAAUCUUUAAGAAGUGUCUUGUGUGUAGUAUAGUAUAUUUGUGGUUGUAUGCCUACAUUUAUCGACUCGAGGAUAGUAGGCUACUAGAAGAGUUUUUUCACUCCAAGGGUAAGGGUGUUAUGUUGGUCCUGAAUAAGGUCUUAAAAUCAGCAUAAUCAAUUAAAGCAAAAAAGAAUUUAUACAGUGCAGCUAUCUGUAUAUGAAUCUCCGCUUAACUCCACCAGACUCCCUAAAAUACUCUGCUCGUCUUCACCACCCACACCACACACUAUGGAUUUGGGCCAAGCCAAAGCUAUAAGACAAUCCAACAUUGGAGAAACCGGAAGAAAGAGGGCCUGCGGUUCCAGGCGUCCGGCUCCAUUCACAAGCGAAACCUCCAGUGGCUUCAUUAGAAGUAACGAGUUGACACAAGGUAAAUCUAGCAUUGAAGCGCCAUUCACUUGGUUCGCAGAGAGCCCUCAUUAAAUGUCGCUAACAAGCCGUGCAAAUGCAGUGAUUGGACAGCUCCUGUAUAACUCCGCAGACCUAGCAGGAUGCCCACUUAAUGAGACCACACAAAAAAGGAGGGGGAGGGGUGGAGGAGUGGAGGUGGGGGGGGGAAUCUCUGUAUGAAAAUGGUGCUUGCAUUUCGCCUCCUGUUUCCCUCCCCCAGUCAAAAAGGGGAGGGGGUAGGGGCAGGGCUGUCAAUUAUCAUUAAGGUUGCAGGAACUCAUGACUAAUAAAUAAAAUAAUACAUACUUUAUCCAAUAAUAUCCUUUUACAAAUAAUAAUUCUCAAAUAAGUUAAUCAUAGAAAAUUCUAAAUAGACAGAAGUAAUAAAACGCAUUCAUUGUGCUACCUACAUUUAACAAGCCAAGCAGAUUCAAAAUACAGCCGAGGUUAAGACCCUGAGCAGAGCGAAUAGAAAGGGGCAUUUGCGCCCCGUUACGACGGCCCCACACCGCUGCAAGCUGCACUUGUCUCGCUUGAUUCACGGAGUGGAGAGCAACGUCCCGGCAGAGGAUGACAACUUCACAAGCGAGAAUCUGGGAAUAUCCAUGACCCUGAGUGGUCCUGAACAAUGUUUUUCUUUUUAUUAUUCUACCGCCUUCGCUUUAUAAUCCGCAUCUUGGUGUCUUUUACGAAGCCCAAAACACUCUUAAGAACUUGACCAACUCUGGUGAGUCUCUCGGAACAAUUAGCUUUUUAAAAAUAAGUGAUAUGAUUCAAACUCACACGACGCAAAGAUGCAGCACAGACCUCAUAGCCACAUUUAAAUCAAGUCUAUUUUUGGAUUGUGUACUGUUGCAGUAUAGCACCAGAAAACAGCUUAUAUCCGCCUGUAUAAUUUAUAACUGGAUGAAACGGGAAAAUAGCGCAGAACGCAGACGAAAGAGACGUGACAUAAAAGGGAAAAAGAGUGAGCAAUGAAUCAAAAUCGACUGCAAGUUUUACAACCUAUUAGUUAAAUUAGUUAAAGAAAUAAGAAUGACAGAAAAGACUCAAACCACACUGCUUCCGAGAAGAGGUCUCUUGUUUCUCUUGUUCCGUCACUUGGAGAUCGAUUUCCUGUUCGGCAGUUUGUAAUGGCCUAAGUGGAUGUUAAAUAUAAAUUAAUAUAUAAAAACUGAAUUCAUGUUUAAAAUGAAAUAAAACCUUUAAACGCAGAAGACAUUGUCCCGUGCCCUUUCCUACUCAAACGCUUGCAAGUCCCUGACUCACCACACAAUGCACAAAAUUACUCAUGCACGUUAACCGCAUAGUUGCCAACAUUGGUGAGAGUAUGGGAGGACACAUUUUCUUGUGUAAGAAGUGAGAGUACGUGAAUAGAGAGCAAAGGGAUGGUUUGCUUACCUUCUCUUAUACGACCGAGCUCUUCUCUAAGAUCUCUGGCAUGCUGACGACACUUAUCUUUAUUUAGACUACAGGCCUAUUGCUUUCAGAGUGAAAGCCGAAAUUAGGCUACGUGUUAACCUUCAAACCCCUGAUGUCACUUCACUCCAAAAAUACUGAAACUAUACAUUAAAAAACGGCUUAAAUAAUAUUAUGUUCUGAUAUAAUCCACUGUCUAUUGCAUUCUUAUUUUUUAGUCCUCGUCAGUAAAUAAAGACGGAGCUAAACGUUCAUCGGUAUUGAGGACCUUGCCUCCUGCUGAUUUUGACACAGAACAGAACAAUGAAAGCUAGAGAAUAAACAGACGAUUUAACCAGGUGAAUGAACUUACAUGGGGAUGCUAAUGACUUGCUUAACGAAAACAAAGGCUAUGUAAAACAAGUGAAUUUGCACAACUUGCCCCGUUUUAUUUAUUUAUUUUCUCAGUUUUAAGCCAUUUCUGCUAUGCGAGUACUUUUGCAAAUCAUCUUUGAACCGUGACAUGCAAACACUGAUGUCUAAAAAAAAAUUAUUAUUUUAAGCAUGUUAGAUAGCAAGGCCUUCAUGCCAGAAUAAAGAGCUUUUCUAAAUGUAAAAUAACUUGACCAAAUGAUUUUAAAUACGGUUAACAAUUAAAAAACAGGUUGUUAUUUCCAGUCCAAAGAUCCUUGCAAAGGACAGUUCAAGUGCCUCUUGGAAUUACUUGACUUAAGUUUCCUGUGACAGAAGAACAAACAGAUUUGAUCCUGGUGACACAACAUGACCCAAUACAUCUAAGAUCUUCUCUCCGCCCCUUAUUUUGAUAAGCACACACGAGCUUGCACUACAUUUAGCUACGUAAAUCUUCAAGGGUGGCUAAUAAUAAAGUAACCGGAGUAGGAAUUAAAAAAUAGAAAAUAAAUUGCAUUAGCCCAUUUGCAUUCAUACUAAUUUUGAAAAGAUGGAAUUGGAUAUCUGAAAGAGACAUACGAUUUCUGAAUCCCUGAACAUUUCUGGAAAAAUGCAUUUAAUUAUUUCAGCAUUAGUUUAGAGAAAGUCUGGAUGCUGCGUCUCAUUAUGCCUUCUGGACUCGUACAUUUUUGACACCAACUAAGCACCGUCUAAUUAUAGGCUAAUGCAGCAGAAACUAUGCAGACCAAGAAACCCAAACUAACACGCCAUUGGAAGCCGAAUCUCGUGACAUAAAGAUUAUGUCCUUCAUUCUCGUGAAACAGGUUUUCUAGUUUUAACGAUAUGCAGUCUUGCACAAUAUUGGUAUAUAACUGUAUAAAAAUAUAUAAAUAAAAAUAAAGUUUGUUUAAAUAAGUCAUUAGAUGCAUCAGUGAUCACGUGCUUUCCUCAAUAUGCAUGGGCAAUGGGUGUUUGGUCUCGCAGUAUAAAGCAUCAGCGGAGAUAGAGAUGCGCGUCCACGGUUGCCUCAGUGUGAGAGUAGCAGUCAAUGCGUAUCGAAAUGCGAACUAAGUUAAAAAAACGAUCCAGGAGUUUUCAGCGUUUGGUAUACAUAGAGACAAAAUUAUGUUUCAAAAUAUAAAAUUCAAUAGGCUACUUGCUGUUACGGCUACUGUAUUGAUAGGUUAAGAGAGACGGCGCAACAUCGUAUCUUCUCCAGCUUCAUUCGAGGCGCUAACGAAUGAAACAGCCUGUCUGUGUAUCCUGUCGCAGAUUCCGUUUUAGCGCUUCAUUUAAAUUCCCGUGUCCGUGACUGUCAUCCGGAGACCCCGCCCCUGCCUUCUCUCCCUACAUAUCUUCUUAACUUUAACGAGCCUCGUUAAGAUCACAAUAAUAUUCCACCCACUAAUUGCUCAUUCCAUUCAACAAAUAGGCGAGCCUCUUCUUCGCCUUCACGCGAGUCAAGGGAGGGAGGGUGCUGUUGAGAUUGGAGUUCCUGAUAACCCCCCGUGCGAGCAGCACAAGUGGUGAAAGCCUCUACGUACUGGCUAAUGAUUGGCACGCUUGACAGUGAUUGGCAGGGCUGCCAUGACAACCCUACAACGACACCAAGAAGACCAAUAGAAAAGCGAAACAAAAUAUUUCAAUGCUACACUCACGGUGGAUUUAGGGGGAGAUAUUAUGAGGCUGGUGUCAUUAGGCGAUAGCUAUUGAAUCAUUCAAUCCGAAUUCGUCGUUCUUUUUUUCCUUCGCAAAGUUCACUCUCUCUCAGGUCAUUUCCAUGGUUUUCAGAUCGCCUUUAGAGCUUUAUCCCUCUCAUUUCUUCCUGCCAAACUUUGCUGAUCGCCCUUUGCUCCUGGCGAGCAGUGCGCCCAGCACCAGGUCUCCCGAAGACUUGUCAAUGUUUCAGCUACCGACCCUAAACUUCUCUCCGGAGCAAGUGGCGAGCGUCUGCGAGACGCUGGAGGAGACCGGGGACAUCGAGCGGCUGGGUCGCUUCCUAUGGUCGCUUCCAGUGGCACCGGGUGCUUGCGAGGCGAUCAACAAGCAUGAAUCCAUCCUACGUGCCCGGGCUGUGGUUGCCUUUCACACGGGCAAUUUUCGUGAUCUCUACCACAUUCUGGAGAACCACAAGUUUACCAAGGACUCGCAUGGUAAACUACAAGCGAUGUGGCUUGAAGCUCACUAUCAGGAGGCCGAGAAAUUACGCGGGCGUCCCUUAGGACCGGUUGAUAAGUACAGGGUGCGAAAGAAGUUUCCCCUGCCUAGAACCAUUUGGGACGGUGAGCAGAAGACGCAUUGUUUCAAAGAGCGGACGCGGAGUCUGUUACGGGAGUGGUACCUUCAGGACCCCUACCCAAACCCCAGCAAGAAAAGGGAACUGGCUCAAGCCACGGGACUCACUCCUACACAGGUCGGAAAUUGGUUUAAAAACCGGAGACAACGAGACAGGGCAGCGGCAGCAAAAAACAGGCUCCAGCAUCAAGCAAUAGGGCAGAAUGGCAUGCGGUCCCUUUCAGAAUCCGGCUGCACCCCACGCAGUUCGGCGGAGUCGCCUUCAACAGCGGCUAGUCCCACGACCAGUGUCUCGAGCAUGACAGAGCGAGUCGACACGGGCACGUCAAUUCUUUCAGUAACAUCAAGUGACUCGGAAUGCGACGUAUGAUACGCACAAGAGAAAUAUAUAGCCUACAGGAAAAAGGACCUAAAUAAACUUUAUUAAUUAUCGGGGAUGAUGAACAAGGACCAAUUGAUAUUACUGUUAUAAAAGAAAAGCAUAAAAGCACGCUUUUUUUUCAAGCGCUUUCAAUGGACCCCACACCUUCUCCCACCCCAUCACUUGCAUGAUUUAUAUAUAUAGCUAUAUAUAUAUAUAUCUAAAUAUAUAUUUUUUUCUUUUUGUAUAUGGGGAAAUGCCCCACGUUUAUUAUGUCUACCAGGACCACCGUGAAGAGGGAAUUACCAGAAACCGGUGUCCAUUGCCUUUUUUUCUGUUUUAGUCCGAGUGACGACGAGCAGCCAGGAUGCAAUCCUCUAUUUCUUUAUGUCCAUCAGACAAUCAUUUGAGUCGUAAGCACCUUUUACUACACUUCUGUCACUGCCUGUGUGGGGUACUGGUCAAAUGUGGAA